AUCAUUGACUUGGAAGAUCGUGCGCCAAGAAUGUGUUCGCUAAAAAUAUAUUCGAAUCGAAAAAAACCUUAUUAUUCGUGCAACCCUCGUCGAAAAUGCUAGUAUCAAACAUUUUGUUGGUUUUGGGCAUGAUUGGAGUCUGUUGGGGUCAGCUCCGGGCGAAUAGGAGGCGUGGUGGUUCAAGGUUUCAGUUAAAACAGGCGCUGAACUUGAAAAACAGGAUAAUGGAGAAGAUCGAUCUGUACAGGGAGAGGAACACUCAGUCAAUUUGUUACGAUACUGUCGGUUGUUUCAAUCUACCUCACAAGAACUCGCCCCUGCAAAAAGUACCAGAAGACCCCAAGAUGCUUGAUACCAAGUUCUACCUUUUCACAAGAAAAACUCCUGAUCUGUCGAAACCAGAAAUCUUGUAUUACGACGACAACGGCAAGUCUUUGAACGAUUCGACGUUUGACGUAUCGAAACCUCUGAAGAUGAUUGUUCACGGAUAUAUGAGCAGAUGGAAUGAGAAGGGGUCUCUCAUCAUAACGAAUGCCUACUUGAAAUUGUACGACUGCAACAUGAUUUUGAUGGACUGGCAUAUUGGUGCCAGAGGACCUCAGUAUCCUGUAGCAGCUGCUAAUACCGAGCUGGUCGGAAGGCAGCUGGGCAUGCUGCUGAGGAAAAUGGUGGAAACGGGUUUAGAUGCCAGGAACAUUCAUUUGAUAGGGUUCUCAUUGGGCGCACACGUCUGUGGAACGGCUUCUGAGAGUUUGAAGGAGAAAGGCUAUCUUCUAGGAAGAAUCACUGGUUUAGAUGCUGCUAGUCCCUUAUUCAGAAACAAUUAUCUAAGAGAAAAAUACAAGAAACUCGAUAGAAGUGAUGCCACCUUUGUAGAUGCAAUCCACACUGAUUCCAGCCCAUUCGUUACCGAUGGUUUCGGAAUUUGGGAUCCAAUCGGACAUGUAGAUUUUUACCCAAAUGGAGGCCAAGAUCAACCAGGAUGUCACGACGUAAAAGAUUCCAUUGUUGUAUCACACUUUGAACGAGGACUUUCUAGAGAAAUAGUUUGCAGUCACAUACGAGCCCUCCAUCUCUUUCGAGAAUCAGUUCUGAACCUCCUGGAAGAACGUCGAGAAAACAGAGAAACCUGCGAAUUCACAGCCUAUAACUGUCCGGGAGGUAUGGCAUCCUUCGAAAACGGAGUAUGUUUUCCACAAAUCCAGAGAAAUAAUUCACUAUCCUUGGAUCCUUCCUAUAGAUAUGACAUCGGAAAAUUCGGAGAGGAGGCCAAAGGAGAGGGGGUCAUGUUCUUUUCAACGAAAGAUUCUGGUCAAUAUUGUGGGUCUCAACUACACGCAUCCUUGCAUUUAUCUCCAAAAACUGGACCUAUGAAGGGCAAUCUACAGUUACAGCUAUAUUAUUCAAACAGUUCUGUUCUUUUCAAUAUCAACUGCGAAUUCACUAGUGUGGGAGCACUAAGGGAAAUGAACAGUCUGGCAGUUACUGACUACAACAGUAUGGACGAAAAUGUUGAAACCGUUCAAGUGAGGAUGAACUUUCUGGAUUUGAGUCAAGAAGACAGAAAGUCGAAAAACGAAACAGAAUAUUACGUACCAACUUUGUAUUUCGAUAAAUUGGUUAUCAAAGACAUGUAUGGCAAGAGUUGGCAAUAUUGCGGUAAGGACACCAAAAUGGAGGACCCAACAGGAAAAGUAUAUGGUUUAUUAGACAUAACAUUGAAGAAAGGCACCUGCUGAAUAAGAUAAUAUAUAACAGUGGAUGGAAUCCAAAGAUUAGGGAUAUGAAUAGCUUAUGAUCUAUUUCAACCUAGAACCAAAAAAACAUAAUUGUAAUGUAUGAAUUAGUAGGUAUCAUUUGACAAUCUUAGAUUUUUUACUCAAUUUUUGCAUGCCUGUUCUUGAUUUUGUUUGAAUUAUCAGUUCAAGCUAAGGAGUAAGUAUAUAUACUAAUGUAUAGCCAAAUACUUGAAAUGCAUUCCUUUUCACCUUGAGAAAAAUAAUUCACCUUUAAUACUGCAGCUUGGACAAGAUGUAAAAGUUAGAUCGAUCCAUACCGUCCACCAUUAGGGUACAAGGAACCUAAUGGGAAAAUUUUACCUUCAUUCAAAAAUACCUAUUAUCUUACCCGCAUGCGUAUCUACUUUCCAGUGAAAUGGUGCACUAUUCCAAUACUCAACGAUAAGUGGGUAGGUAUACAUACUUACCUAUACCAUUGAGUAAUGAUUAUUAUUUCUCAGAUUUAAUUUAGGCCAUUCCGUUUUCUGUGAACGGCACUGUACUAGAUACAAAUUGUACCUAUUUAUUGUCAAUAAAAUCAGAUGA
Messenger RNA from Phaedon cochleariae (mustard beetle), 2324 nucleotides. The record is from the annotation of a GenBank genome assembly. Lineage: Eukaryota; Metazoa; Arthropoda; Insecta; Coleoptera; Chrysomelidae.